AUGGUUGAGAUUGGGAAAUCCCGAGAGUUCGGAGAGAAAGAGAAAGAGCUCACUGAGCUCACUGAACUCAGUAACGACCAAGAAGAUGAAAGAACUUUGGAUCUUCAAGAGCCUUACUGGCGGUCCGUUAUGGCCAUUGUCACUGCUGGUUGCGCUUUCAUGUCGGAUGGAUAUCAGCAGGGCAUAAUGACACCACUCAAUAUGACAUUGGCCAAGUCCUACUCUGGUUACGAUUCUAGCUGGAAAACAAUGGUAUCAAACUCUAAUCUUGUUGCCAAUAUUCUUGGUCAGAUUGGCUUUGGAUUCAUUGUGGACCGAAUUGGAAGGAAGCAAGGCUUUGCAAUGACGACCGUCUUUAUCAUUUUGGGCUCCAUUCUUGCCGCAUGCUCCAAAGGCUCCUCCCAAAAUAAGUUGUUUUGGAUGCUUCUCAUCUCACGGGGAGUAUCGGGUAUAGGGAUUGGUGGGGAAUAUCCUUGUUCUGCUUCUUCCGCAAUGGAGGCAGCAGAUGAAAGGAUGGGAAAACAUCAGAAACUAAUUCCGUUCAUUUGUGCAACAAAUCUUCCUAUUUCAUUGGGCAUUCCUGUUGCCACUUGUGUUUAUUUAAUUGUCUUAGAAAUUUGGGGUGAGACUAACACAAGUGGAAUCUGGAGAACUUGUUUUGCUAUUGGGGCAGUAUUCCCAAUGAGUAUCUUCAUUUUCAGAUGGAGAAUGCACCACGCAAAGGUCUUCCGUAAAAACGCAAUCAAGGAAAAGGUUCCCCAUAAAUUGGUAAUAAAGAGACUGUGGAAACCAUUUAUGGGCGUUUCGGUGAUGUGGUUUAUUAUGGAUUUCGUGAUCUAUCCAAACAACAUCUUUUCCUCUUCUGUGAUCUCCAUUGUGUUACCCCAUGCUGGUAUAAAGAAAACCGCUGAAUGGCAACUUUUCCUGGGAUCUUUUGCUGCUUUUGGGUCAAUUAUAGGAAUGUUUUUGUUUAAGUGGAUGACAAGAAAACAGGUCAUUAUUGCAGGUUUCUUGGCAUACGGAGUACUGAGUAUAAUCGUUGGUGCGGCUUUUGCUCAGCUUUCUAAAAUUCCAUCCUUAUUUAUCAUCUUUUACGCCCUGAUGAAUUUGGUGAUCUACGCAGGCCCGGCAAACUUACAAUCAGCCGUUUCUAGUGAGUCUUUUCCAACAGCCGUAAGGGGUACCCUCUAUGGUCUCUCAGCUGCUAUUGGUAAGGCUGGUGCGGCCAUUGGAACCGAGGUGUUUACACCCAUCCAAACUCAUGCAGGUAAAAGGUAUACCUUCUUUUUAUCUGGAGGCGUGUGUUUUAUUGGUGCUCUUGCAGUCUGGUUAUGGGUUCCUGAUACUACUGAUUACGAUCUAGACGAAGAGGACAAAAAGUUCAACCACUACCUUCUCGCUAACGGCUGGACCGGGGAGAUGGGAGAGAGAAAUGACAAGCACCACAUGCAGGCUUCAAAUAUCGAAAGUGAUUGA
Messenger RNA from Kuraishia capsulata CBS 1993, 1476 nucleotides. RefSeq lists its product as uncharacterized. Lineage: Eukaryota; Fungi; Ascomycota; Pichiomycetes; Pichiales; Pichiaceae. The record is from RefSeq and is a predicted model, not a curated record. Gene Ontology annotation, cellular component: plasma membrane. The transcript has a single exon. Gene Ontology annotation, biological process: transmembrane transport; carboxylic acid transport. The coding region runs from base 1 to 1476 and encodes 491 amino acids. Gene Ontology annotation, molecular function: carboxylic acid transmembrane transporter activity.